This is a messenger RNA of Lathyrus oleraceus (garden pea), 1425 nucleotides long. RefSeq names its product caffeoylshikimate esterase. The transcript is spliced from 7 exons. The record is from RefSeq and is a predicted model, not a curated record. The coding region runs from base 363 to 1298 and encodes 311 amino acids. NCBI's taxonomy places the organism in Eukaryota, Viridiplantae, Streptophyta, Magnoliopsida, Fabales, Fabaceae.
AAGAUGGAGAAUGGAGAUAAGGAAUGGGUCUUUGUUCAAAGAAGAAAACGCAAACCUCGUUCAUAUUCUAUUUUUAGUAUAAAGAAGUAGAAAAAGCAGGAAAUUAUGCAAAAAAAAAAAAAACAAAAGUGUGAAAUAAGUAUGACACUGUGACACAUCUUUCUCUUUGGCACAGAACUAGGGUCCACCCUUCUUCCUCUGUCCCACCACCAUCUCUUGAUGUUAUUAUUGAUUCAAUUCAUUCAUUCAUCACGUAACUAUAUAGGAACUAGAAAAGCCAUUUUCACCAUUAUCAAAUCUCCAUCAUCACCUUCAUAAAUAACCUAUUGAUACUACUCUUGUCAUCAAAAUCCACUAACGUCAUGAAAUUGAAUUUGAGAUUUGAAUACCACGAAGGCUCCUGGAACAACUCAAGGGGAAUGCAACUAUUCACAUGCAAAUGGUUGCCUGUUUCUUUUUCUCCCAAGGCUCUUGUUUUCCUUUGUCAUGGCUAUGGAAUGGAAUGCAGCACAUUCAUGAAAGAAAUUGGAGAGAAAUUAGCCUCUGCAGGAUAUGGUGUGUUCGGUAUCGACUAUGAAGGACAUGGACACUCUGCAGGUGUUCGUUGUUACAUAACCAAAUUUGACAACAUUGUAGACGACUGUUCCAGCUUUUACAAAUCAAUUUGCGAGCUCCCUGAGUACCAGGGAAAGGUCAAAUUCUUAUAUGGAGAAUCAAUGGGAGGAGCAGUCUCCAUACUAUUACAUAAAAAGGACCCUUCGUUUUGGGACGGAGCCGUUUUAGUGGCACCAAUGUGUAAGAUUUCAGAGAAGGUGAAGCCACAUCCUAUUGUUGUUAGUAUAUUGACAGGAUUGGAAGAAGUAAUUCCCAAAUGGAAAAUAGUUCCGGCAAAGGAUGUCAUCGAUUCGGCAUUCAAAGUUCUUACAAAACGGGAAACGAUAAGGAAAAACAAGUUAAUAUAUCAGGAUAAGCCAAGGUUAAAAACAGCAUUGGAGUUGUUGAGAGUUAGUUUAAGUGUUGAAACCACUUUACAUGAGGUGACAUUGCCUUUUUUGGUGUUACAUGGAGAGGAAGAUAAAGUGACAGACCCGGAAAUAAGCAUGGCUUUAUAUGAUAGAGCUAGUAGUGUAGACAAGACCAUGAAAUUGUACCCUGGAAUGUGGCAUGGGUUAACAUCUGGUGAGACUGAUGAAAAUAUUGAACUUGUUUUGGGAGACAUAAUUAGCUGGCUGAACAAAAGAGCUAAUAGCAAGGCAAGUUCGGAGUUUUAUAGCAUUCGCACCCCAUCAUCGCUUUAGAGAUUAUAAACAUGCCUUAUUGGCCAUUUUGAAAUAGGGUAAUGUUACACAUAGAGGGUUGUUGUGCUAUAUUGUGGCCAACAACAUAACAUUAUUUCUCUUAGUACAUAAUAUAAUGGAGUCCAAA